UGUUUCCGUCCAGUCAACACGGCAUAGGUCUUUCAGUGCAUUGAAAUGUCAGCCAAAAGCCUCGGAAAGCUGGACGUUCAAAACGGAGAAACGUGAAGGAAUGGCCUAUGAAUCCUGUAAAUGUUAAAUGCGUGCCCGAACGGACUAAAACUAUUACUUGUAAAUUGAAAUUGAAAUAGCAGCAGCAGGAGUGGACCAAAAUGCAGGCUUCUAAGGGCGAGCAAGGAGCUGAAGUAUCCGCUACUCGUCCUCCACUGCCACCUCCAAAUUUCGCCUCAGCUCCCCAACAAUAUGUCCACCCGCUAGCGCCUCAGCCAUAUCCUCAACAAGGCGGCCCUCUUCGUCCCACAGAGUGGUCCUCUGGUCUCUGCGCCUGCUGUGCAGAUCCAUCCGUUUGCUGCCUCACAUGCUGGUGCCCCUGCAUCACAUUUGGGCAGAUAGCGGAGAUAGUGGAUGAGGGUUCUUCCUCGUGCUGUGUAAGCGGAGGGAUCUAUGGCGCGCUGCUAUAUUUGACCGGGCUAGCGUGCUGCUAUUCGUGCUUGUACAGAACAAAGAUUAGGGCCAAAUUCAACUUGUCCGAUAUCCCCUGCGCAGAUUGUCUGGUCCAUUGUUGCUGCGAAUCCUGCGCGCUGUGCCAGGAAUAUAGAGAACUCAAACACACAGGAUUUCAUCCUGCACUGGGCUGGGAAGGGAACCUGCGAAAAGAACAGGAAGGGACGGGGAUUGCCAUGGCAGCACCUGCGUAUCCCGCCAUGGCAAGAUGAUCCCAACGCUCAUGCCUUUUGUGUUUCUGCAUCUCGGAGUUUUAAUGGCCGUCAUCAAUAAUUUUAUCUGGAUUGGAUUGGAUUUAGUUAGGGGGAUAUUAGUUAUGGCCAAGAUUUUAUCUGUAAGUGCCCUUCUGGCAAGAGGGUUAAUAAUUCUGUCGUCAAAAUGAUCGAGUGGAAGGAACAAUAAUCUCAUAUUAAAUGUAGUUGAUCUGUGGUGUCUACAUAUU
Molecule: messenger RNA, 994 nt
Organism: Cryptomeria japonica (Japanese cedar)
Lineage: Eukaryota; Viridiplantae; Streptophyta; Pinopsida; Cupressales; Cupressaceae
Product: protein PLANT CADMIUM RESISTANCE 3-like
Exons: 4
Coding region: 201-764 (187 amino acids)
Source: RefSeq, a predicted model, not a curated record